CCCACCUCACAUUUGCCAGUACCAGAACUCUGGCAACCAGCGACAGCAUUGUGUCUUCUUGGCGAAGAGAUUGAGCGAGGGAAAGGACAGGCAGGACGGUGAAAGAUAGAGAAAGACAGACAGAGAGAGGGAGAGAGACGAGAUUGACAUAUGGACAGGGGGUGAUGGUGGAGACCCGCACCUUCCAUCUCCACGUUUUGAGUGUGUCUUCGUUCAAAGGAGCAACUUCCAAUCAAAAAAACCAUACAUCUAUGUUUCCCAGUCGCUUGGCCUCGCUCUGACUUCUUCUCUUUGUAAAUGUUUUUUUCUUUGAAUAUUUAUAAUUAUUUAUAAAUGUUUAAGAAUAUGAGCAGUGGUAUCAGACAGCGUGGCUCCAAUUCUGACCUCAUAAGUUGACAGACAGACGCUGACAGGCUGCAGUGGAGUGUGAGCGACUUAAAGGAGGAGGGAGAGGACGCUAAACACUGAGCAGAUACGUGUGCGUUCUCCGAUCACUCGAACUCUGAGGGAUUUUGUACGCCAUACUCACGAGCCACAGUGGAUGUCAUAAUGUAUAUACUCUUUGAUAUCAAUCCAAUCGUCAGCAUUCUGGGACUUUUGGGGUCCGUAAAAGGAUUUUGACUCAUAUCCUCAAAAUACAUGUGGACAGACAGAUAGACGGAUAGACUUAUUAAGAGAAGCCACUAGAGACUCGUUCAAAACCAAAAAAGAAUUUGCUACUCGGGAUGUACAGUAAAAAAAAAAAAAACAACACAAAAAAACCAGACUUCCCCAUCACAUCAAACUGCAAGAGCCACCUCCUUUAUAUGCUGGAGCCAGAGACUUAAUCACAGCAUUAGCCCCUUAUUUAAGUUUGCAAAUUCUAUCCAACUCCGUUUAAUUUAAAUUGAACAUGGAAAUUAAUUAAUUUGCUUUACUGGAACAUUGUGCAAUAUUCUGUUACAUUAUAUUACAGUUGUGCAACAGCCAUCAUGAGUAAUAAGGCUGUACGAAAACCUCCUAAGCGUGUAACAGCCGGUGUCACUGUGAAGAUUCAUGAAAUAAUUAAUAAUAUUGUAAAAUCUAAAUAAAACUGAACUGAUGUUAAAAGACUUGUAUGCUGAGAAAUAAGGACAAUUCAUGCAUGUAUGUAGAAAUGCUAAAAUAUUGAAAAAUCUGUAGAAAAGUAGAACAAAGGAAAAGUAAAUAAAGGGUUAAAAGACUCCAGGCCAGGAGAAAUUUUUAAGGCCCUGCAGGACUAGCUGCGUGUGCCGGAAUAUAAACACAUUAUUGACUCUCGUGUAAAACACCACAGGGACGAGACACAGACUUGCAGCACGCACGCUGGGCAGCUGAGAAGAGCGACACCUUGACAGAGUUUCCUUCAGAGACUUCACCACCAUGAUGGAGAAGCUGAACUCCACUGGCCCGCCUGCCUCACCCCACGACAUACCUCGCCCCUCCUCCUCUUCUUCAUCCUCUGCCUCCUCACCAUCGUGUGCAUCCAUGGAGCAUAGCAGCCCUCUCUACAGCCAGCAGUCAGCAUCCUUGGAUGCUAUCGGCAGCCCACAACCCACUAACAAGACAGGGCACAAGGGACACACGGAUGUCCCUACUCCUGGCUCGACACAAGCCCUCAUCACCCCAAACACAGUGUUAACCAAUCACCAAGCAGAUACAACUGCUGCACCUGAGCCCAUUGCCAUGGAAACGGAGGAAGAAGAGGACGAGGAAAAACUAGGGGGGCCAAAGAGCACCACUGCUCCUGCUGCUUCAGCCAACGGGUCCCCAACUCUUUCCUCGCCACCUCCACUCCUCCCGGCACCAGCAAAGACUUCCCCGUGCCCUCUUCCCCCUCCAACCUCCACAGCUGCCUUCCCUUCAUCCUCAUCAUCCUCUCCUCUUCCUCCUCACAUUCCAGUUAUCAGCCUUGGCCACAGCAAGCCCCCACUGCCACUCCCAAAUACCCCUUUGACUGCCCUCCACCCAAUUCCCAAUCUCCUACAUGGGCCACAUGGAGACAUUCGCCGCGGCCAUUUGAACUGUUUACCUGUGGUCAGCCCCGGAGCUUCUGGAUCUACUGGAGGUCCCGUAGGUCCCACAGCUGCUUCUUCAGGGCCCCUGUUGCCUCAUCAGUACCUGUCUGGUCACCCCUUCUUCACUAGUUCGUACCUGGGUUCUUCAGGAGGAAGCUAUGGUGUCAUCAGCAACAACCGCAUCAAGAGGAGACCCUCCUCGCACUUUGAGAUGGAGAUGAAUGAAUGCCCUCCCCAAAAACUCGCCCGCCGCGUCUUCACCAACAGCCGUGAACGCUGGCGACAGCAGAACGUCAACGGGGCUUUCUCGGAGCUGAGGAAACUCAUUCCCACGCACCCACCUGACAAGAAACUCAGCAAGAACGAAAUCCUCCGCCUGGCCGUGAAGUACAUCAACUUCCUGGUCACACUGCUCAAUGACCAGGAUCAAGACAAGAGCAGGGACUCGGCUGAGGAUGAUGUGGAGGAUGAGAGCAUGGCUCCUGGUUUGGCAGGCAAAAAACUGAACCCUCGUUUUCAGUGCGACACUCCGCCACCAUCCCACUCUGCCCUGCCUGCGUCAGCCCGUCCCGCUUUGGCGUUAGCCCACAGAGACAGAGACUCAACUGACUCAAUCAGUGCCCUGGUUAAUUCCCCAGCAACGUCCAGUUGCUAUGGAGACACAGACAGUGAAGAAAGCUUUGGUGCUAAGACCUCUGUGGUUACCCAAGGCAUUCUGGGAAAGGUCAAGAGUCAGAUAGGGAUGGUGGCAGCAUCGAAUGAUGAGCGGUGACACCAAAAGGCAGUAAACACUGGGAGUUUAAAUGCCAGGCAGAGACGGAGAUAUCAAAAGUGUUUGAUCAAUUGCAGAAAGGUGUGAAUAAGUUUUUUAAAAAAGAGGGAUUUUUUUUAAAUGAAUUUUGCAGGUUUGAGAGCUUCUUUGUCUUUUCUGGCAAUGUUGAUUGUGAAGCUGUCAUUUAGUGAAACACCAAACUGUGCUUUGAGGAAGGCUGAGACAUGAAACUUAACAGAACACUCAAACCAGCUUCAUAUCCAAAUAUGGUAACAAUGAUCCUUUAAUAAACAUUAUACAACUAAAACAGUAGAAGAAGAAAGACACGAACAGGGCCCUGAUUACACGUGCUUAUAAAGGUAAUCCGGGGAAUUUAAAAUCUUCUUAGCAAAUGGAUAAAAAUGGAAGAUCUGUCAGAAAAAAGCAUGAAAAUCAAAUAUUUUGUCAGUCUCUGAAGUUUACAUGUAAAUAAUCAGCCUUGCCUCAGUUCAGUUACGGUAACUUAAGAGUGCCUGCAGAGAAAUGCAUUGCAUGCAGUGGUGAUUUGACGUUGCCGUUUCUUAAUGUCCUCGCUGCUCUAAUUGUCUGAAAAGCAGGGCCGAUGGUUCCGCCCUGACAUUGUGACACACUUGUAAGAGACAGAAAUAAAGUGUGUUUUAGUUUGCUGUUCCUUA
Maylandia zebra (zebra mbuna) is the source of this 3461-nucleotide messenger RNA. The record is from RefSeq and is a predicted model, not a curated record. Lineage: Eukaryota; Metazoa; Chordata; Actinopteri; Cichliformes; Cichlidae.